Sitophilus oryzae (rice weevil) is the source of this 2515-nucleotide messenger RNA. Its product is annotated as CTP synthase. The transcript has 12 exons. The record is from RefSeq and is a predicted model, not a curated record. Gene Ontology annotation, cellular component: cytoplasm; cytoophidium. Gene Ontology annotation, molecular function: identical protein binding; CTP synthase activity. Lineage: Eukaryota; Metazoa; Arthropoda; Insecta; Coleoptera; Curculionidae. Gene Ontology annotation, biological process: pyrimidine nucleobase biosynthetic process; CTP biosynthetic process. The coding region runs from base 121 to 1896 and encodes 591 amino acids.
AAUUCACCAAAAAUCUGCCGCCAUUUCAACACGUGGGGUUGUAGAAUUUGUAUUGGUUUUUCGUAAAUUAUAAUAUUUUACGAAAGACAACUUCCGAUCUACAUUAUUUUUCUCAAUAAAAUGAAGUACAUUUUGGUAACAGGUGGUGUAAUUAGUGGCGUUGGUAAAGGUGUGAUUUCAAGUUCGUUCGGGGCGAUAUUAAAAUGUUGCGGCAUAGAGGUUACCAUGAUCAAAAUUGAUCCUUACAUUAAUUUGGAUGCUGGAACAUUCAGUCCUUACGAACACGGUGAAGUUUACGUUUUGGAUGAUGGGGGCGAAGUAGACUUGGACCUGGGGAAUUAUGAAAGGUUCUUAAAUAUCACUUUACAUAAGGACAACAAUAUAACCACGGGGAAGAUAUAUUCGUCUGUUAUUGAAAAGGAACGACGCGGUGAUUACCUAGGAAAAACGGUACAGGUUGUACCACACAUAACUGACGCUAUUCAAGAAUGGGUUGAAAAAGAGGCACAGAAACCUGUGUCCGAUAAUGGAAAAAUUCCUGACGUUUGUAUCAUUGAAUUGGGUGGUAUUAUUGGAGAUAUUGAAAGCAUGGCAUUUGUCGAAGCAUUUAGACAGUUCCAGUUUAGAGUAAAGAGAGAAAACUUUUGUGUGGCUCAUGUAUCUUUAGUUCCUCAGCCAAAGACUACAGGAGAAUCAAAGACAAAACCAACACAGUCGUCAGUUAGAGAGUUAAGAGGACUUGGCUUAUCUCCUGACAUAAUUGUUUGUAGGUCGGAAAGACCUAUUGAAAUUAGCGUAAAGGAAAAAAUUUCAAACUUUUGUCAUGUAGCGACACAACAAAUCAUAAGUGUGCCUGAUUUGCCUUCGGUUUAUGAGGUGCCAGUUUUCAUUGAAAAUCAUGGCAUGGCCGACUUUUUGAAUGACAGGUUAAAUUUAGGUAUAGCUCCAUUGCCGCCUAGGAAAAGAUACAUGACCAAGUGGAUUGAAUUGGGGGAAAGGAUACGACAUUUGAAAUAUGAAGUUGUGGUGGCCAUUGUUGGAAAAUAUACAAGGCUAGAAGAUUCCUACACUUCCAUAACUAAAGCUUUACAUCAUGCGGGUAACAAAUUAGGUUAUAGGGUAAAUAUUAAGUUUAUCGAAGCCUCGAAUUUGGAGAAGACUAUGCUCCAGGACGAUCCAGCUUCUUAUCACAAUGCCUGGCGCGAAUUGUGCUUAUGCGAUUGUGUGGUUGUACCAGGCGGUUUUGGUAAAAGAGGAGUGGAAGGGAAGGUCGAAGCAGUGAGGUGGUGUCGACAGAAUGAUAAACCAUUUUUAGGUAUUUGCUUAGGAUUCCAAGCUGCAGUUAUCGAAUUUUCUCGUAAUCAGCUGGGUCUCGAAGAUGCACAUUCCACAGAAGUAAGUGAAGACACGAAAAACCCCGUUGUCAUCGACAUGCCUGAACACAACACUGGCGAAAUGGGUGGCACAAUGCGUUUAGGGAAAAGAACUACAGUUUUCAAGAAAUCAGCAGCCAACUCUAAAAUUAAACGGUUAUAUGGCAAUAAGGAAAAAAUAGAAGAACGUCACAGGCAUAGGUAUGAAGUUAAUCCAGCCUAUAUAGAAAGAUUAGAGAAAGCAGGACUUGUAUUUGUUGGUAUUGAUGAAAGCCAAGAAAGGAUGGAAAUCUUAGAAUUGGAAAAUCAUCCGUAUUUUGUGGCUGUUCAGUUUCAUCCAGAAUACCUGUCAAGGCCCAUGAGGCCAUCACCACCUUUCAUGGGUCUUAUUCUAGCAGCUAGAGGAGAUAAACAUAGCGACUACUCCGAUUCUGAAGAAGAAGUGGAGGUAGCGUUAAAAAAGCUCCAAAUUGAGCACGAUACGGAUAACAGCAGCGCAUAUAGCAGUUCGAGCUUACCUUAAUUUAUUUAUUUAUUUUUUUGAACUUAUUCCUUGUAAAGCUUUAUUAUUUUUUAUCUUAUUAGUAGUAGAUAACAUAUAAACUUCCAUUUAUUUUAGUUAAAUCUAAUUUAACUGCUUUCUCAAGUUCCUAUCAUAAAUCAUUUUGACAGUUGGAAUUAUAGCUCAGAGUUAAUAAUGCUUUGCUGGCAAUUGAGUUGACAAAUUGAAUGGUCGCAACUAAAGAAAAGGACGCGUCAUCAGUGAAAAUGGCGGCGCUGUCAAAGGAUUACCCAUAGAAUCUCUGGGUAUUACACUGACCACCGACCAGCAUACGGCUCUAGAAGAGGCGAUACUGGACGAAGCAGGGUUGCCACAAGAACAUUUUUGAUUUUGCAGAACUUGGCCAUAAAAAUAUGUAGCAUUGUGUAGCCAUCCAUGACCAAUAACUGUAAACUAUCCAAUAAGACGUACGUUCGUCAAAUUUUAAAGCAUGAUACGUGUCUCACUUCCACUCGUUUGUAGGUAUAGUAAACGCCACGAAUGUUUGGGAGUGAUUCAUCGCUUGAUGAAGUUAGAAUCGACACGCGCGCCAUCAUUUUUACAUUAAAAACGUAAAUUUUUACCGCAGACGUAGGUCUUU